Molecule: messenger RNA, 1106 nt
Organism: Drosophila hydei
Lineage: Eukaryota; Metazoa; Arthropoda; Insecta; Diptera; Drosophilidae
Product: serine protease inhibitor 42Dd-like
Exons: 2
Coding region: 147-1040 (297 amino acids)
Molecular function (GO): serine-type endopeptidase inhibitor activity
Source: RefSeq, a predicted model, not a curated record
UGGCUAAAUUCUCUAGUUGUACAGUGUUUGUGCUCCUGUUAUUCAGUAUUAAAUGGACUUCUGGGGUCAAUGUAGUCCCGCGCCUCAUUGGGCAGGUGUUCCAGCAGAGUGAUAGUUCUAAUAUUGUUUGGUCGCCUAAAUUGUUAAUGGAAAACCUCUUUCUACUCUACUUGGGGUCAGAUGGCGAAACAGCAGCUCAGAUUGCUAACUUUCUACAACUUAAAACUGAUCUAAGUAAAGGAACUCUUCAAUUGUCCUUGCUUGAAGAGUCUUAUAAAUCGCCAAUCAGUACGGCCAAUCAAUUCCUCCUGCCACAAGACGUCAAAAUAUUGGAUAGCUACAGAAGCCUGGUCGAUAAAGCCAACGGCAUUUCUUUCGCCUCGCUUAAAUCUUUGACAAGCAAAAAGAUCUUUCUACUCAGCUCCACCUACUACAAGGGAUUGUGGCAAAAAAAAUUUAAAAAUGAAUUAACGAAACUCAACACAUUUUAUAUGCCCCAAGCCGAUGGAAAGUUGAAAAAAAGUACGGUUCGCCAGAUGAGCGAUGUGGGCUUCUAUAAAUACCAAUAUUUAUCAGAAGUGGACGCACAUAUAGUAGAGAUACCUUACAACACUAAUGUAUCAAUGUUUGUUCUGCUGCCGGUUAAUAUAGCUGGUAUAAAUUUAAUUGAAAAUAACUUACAUAAGCUAGCUCUGAAGGACAUCUUCCCAUCAAAAACUGCCUACAUACAAAUUAAACUGCCGAUGUUUAAGUUGGAAUCUCAAACGAAGCUCAAAGAAGUUAUUGAAACUCUGGGCGUCACCCAACUAUUCAACAAUGCUAAUCUAAAAUCAAUGACUGACUACAAAAAGACGUUGUCUCUGUCGAAAAUCAUACAGACAGCUACAAUUGAUGUGGAUGAGAGCGGCUCUCAAACAUUCUUAUCGGAUGGUGCUGCUUUUCGAACCACUUCAGAACUUUUUAAUGUCAAUCAUCCAUUCGUAUUUUUAAUCAGUGACAAAAAUUACGUUUAUCUAGCCGGACGCGUUGCCAGUCUGUAAAAUAAAUAAAUAUGUAUCUAAUCUAAGUCGAUGUUGCAUAAGAUAUCAGUUUCUACACUCAAUAUU